GUGUAGACUGUAGAUACUUGAUAGAAAGGCAGAGACAGUAAAUGGCGAAACAUGAAACGGCAGCCAGAAAUUACGUUCUUCUGUUUCCUCUGUAGCUGUAGCCUGUAGACCUCGACGUCACUCACACUCACUAAUCACUUCUCUCUAACACCAAAACGUGUGAAAAGCGUUUCUUUCUCUUCUCGUUCUUCUCUUCUUCCAAACACUAAAGACUCAACGCAACGCACCAACACACGCACUUCUCUCUCUCUCAUCACUGAUCGCAUCGUCAACCUCAUCAUCAUCCAUGGUCUCCAAGACCAGUGACUCUGCUUCUAAGCUUCGAAAACAACAUGGGGAGUCUGCAAAUGAUGGUGUUGGUGGAUCCUUGUUGAUGAAGAUAAAUCAGUUGAGAAAGCAAAUCCAGGCAGAGAGAAUUGUCUUUGUUAAAGAAAAACUUAAGAAGAAUGAGAAGAUGCUAAAAUGUCAUACUUCAGUCAUCAUGUCAGCAAUAUCAAGUAGAGAAUCUUCAGAGAGGGAUGAAACAAGUGCAAGUCCCUUGCUUUCUUCCAGAAUCGACCAUCCUUUGUGUAAAUUCAAUGCUUUCUCUCAUGGUUCAGGAGAUAAAGACCAUGGCAAUCAAGACAUAUUACCUGCCACAACAAUUAAGAUUCCAUAUGUUGAAGGAUUACCACCAUAUACAUCUUGGAUAUUUUUGGGCAGAAAUCAGAAAAUGGCUGAAGAUCAAUCAGUUGUUGGAAGAAGGCGUAUCUACUAUGACCAACAUGGAAGUGAAGCACUGAUAUGUAGUGACAGUGAGGAAGAGUUAACAGAACCAGAGGAAGAAAAACAUGAAUUUUCUGAGGCUGAAGACCGACUUCUAUGGAUGGCAUUUGAGGAACAUGGCAUAAAUGAAGAUGUAUUGGCUAUUGUGAGCCAGUUUGUUGGGGGCACCAGUUUAGAAAUUCAGGAACGGUACAAAAUCAUGAAGGAAGAUAACCUAAGAAAUGUUGUCCAGCAUUCAGAAGAUACAGGAGAGCUUGAAUCUUCUGUUGGCAUUCGUCGAGAGAAAAGCCUGAAUGCUGCAUUAGAUUCUUUUGAUAACCUCUUCUGCCGCCGGUGCCUGGUUUUUGACUGUCAAUUGCACGGUUGUUCUCAGCCUUUAAUAUACCCUUGUGAGAAGCUGACAGUUUGGUCUGGGCCUGAAGGUGAUAGAAUUCCAUGCAGUGAACAGUGUUACCUUCAGUCGAAGGUUAUAAAAAGUUUGUCAGAGAAUUCCAUGAUCAGAUCUUUUCAGGAUAAGAAAUCCACAAUUAUGGAAGAAGGAAAUUCGAUAUUGGCAUCCUCCAAUACCAAGGAACCUAAUGAUCAGCUUACUAUGUCGUUUUCGACUGAAGUUGAUUGUCAUGAAGAUCUGAAUAUAAAUAUUCCUGUCUCAGAAAGUGUGGGUAAACGGAAGAACACUAAUCAUUUAGACACAGCAGUAUGUGUCUCAACAUUGCCUCCUGAUGAUUCUCAGAAUUCUUCAAAAAAGCAGAAAAGAAUUGCCAAUGAUGAGGAUACUACAAUUAUUGGUCAUAGAAAGAGCCACAGCUUGGAUGCAUGUGAUGAAGGUAAAGGCACCAGUGCAAAUUUGGACAAAUCUAUUGAACAUGCUUCAAAUAAAUCAGUAACUUUUUCUAGCACUUUCCAUGGUGAGCAAGACAAAAGUGUUGGGGAUGGACCAAAAGAUGCUAUAAUUGAGAGAGAGUUCAAGGUUUCGAAUCCAAUGGAAGAAAAAGUUGAUGGGAUUCGUAGUUUCUCAGAUUGGAAACCUCUUGAGAAAGAACUAUACUUGAAGGGAAUAGAAAUGUUUGGCAGAAACAGUUGUCUCAUAGCAAGAAAUUUACUUUCUGGCUUGAAGACUUGCAUGGAAAUAGCUAAUUACAUGCAAGCCGGUGCAGUGUCAAUGCCCCAUAUAUCAAGCGUUACCUCAAGUUCGACCGCUGAUUGCAAGGGAAAAACUGAUACACAAUGCAUGAACCAAGAUAUUGCGUCAAGGUCCCGGCUGCUGAGGAAAAGGGGCAAAACAAGGAAGUUCAAAUAUUCCUGGAAGUCUGCUGGCCAUCCAUCAAUAUGGAAAAGAAUUGCUGAUGGGAAAAAUCAAUCUUGCAAGCAGUAUACACCAUGUGGAUGUCAGUCAAUGUGUGGAAAGCAAUGCCCUUGUGCUAAUGUUGGAAAUUGCUGUGAAAAAUACUGUGGUUGUUCAAAGAGCUGCAAAAAUCGGUUUAGAGGAUGCCAUUGUGCCAAGAGUCAGUGCAGAAGUCGCCAAUGCCCAUGCUUUGCUGCUGGACGUGAAUGUGACCCAGAUGUCUGUCGAAAUUGCUGGGUUAGUUGUGGAGAUGGUUCAUUAGGGGAGCCCCCUCGUCGUGGAGAUGGUCAAUGUGGAAAUAUGAGGCUUCUCUUGAGGCAGCAACAGAGGAUUCUCUUGGCAAAGUCUGAUAUUGCAGGAUGGGGAGCCUUCUUGAAGAACCCAGUUAACAAAAAUGAUUAUCUAGGAGAGUACACAGGGGAACUGAUCUCCCACCGAGAAGCAGAUAAACGUGGGAAAAUAUAUGAUCGUGCAAACUCCUCUUUCCUAUUCGACUUAAAUGAUCAGUAUGUUCUUGAUGCUUAUCGCAAAGGAGAUAAGUUGAAAUUUGCGAACCACUCCUCAAAUCCCAACUGCUAUGCUAAGGUGAUGUUGGUUGCUGGAGACCACCGAGUAGGCAUAUUUGCCAAGGAACAUAUUGAUGCUAGUGAGGAGUUGUUCUAUGAUUACCGCUAUGGUCCAGAUCAAGCACCACCAUGGGCACGUAAACCUGAGGCAUCCAAGAGAGAUGAAUCAGCAGUUACUCAAGGCAGAGCAAAGAAACACCAGUCACAUUGAAUAUGGCAUGGCGUAAGGUUUACAAUGUAUAUACUUUUGGCUUCUACCAGUAUAUUCUCUCCUGAGACAAACUUGUGGAGUAAGCCAUUAAAUUAGUCUUAAAGUUGGCAUCAUCCAACUUUAAAUCUAUCCCUAAGGGUCUGUUUGGUUGGGAUAAAAACUGGAGUGGAAAAUUUCAUGCUUGAUCUCUGUAUUCUUAUACAUUGAUUUAUUUAUGAAAACUUCUACUCCCUUUUUGCCUCUAACCAAACACACCAUAGUUACAAAUGCUUCCAACUUUUUAGCUCGGGAAAAGCUGAUCAAGUUGGUUCUUAGUAUUGACAGUAUCAAGGACCUCUUGAGAUUUUUGAAUUUAGGGGAGGAUUUAAAGUUGGUUGGCAACCUUAGUGACUAUUUUGUUGCCUUACUCCAAUCAUGUGUGACGUCCUAUGUGCAUGGAGGAAACGUGCCAUAAGGAAUCAAAAUAAUAAUAGGUAUGCAUAUGCUAGUAUGACUAAGGUAUUCGUAUGAAAUAUAUGAUACAGUUAAACAAUAAAGGAUAUGGUCAAUAAGCUAUUUGAGUAGGGACUAAGUAUAGAAAUUCGAAUCCGAGGUUUAUUUAUUUUCCCAUGUAAAAUACCUUGAUCUGGCAUUUUUUUUUAUGAAUAAAAUGUAUAUGUUGCUAUAA
Molecule: messenger RNA, 3554 nt
Organism: Arachis duranensis
Lineage: Eukaryota; Viridiplantae; Streptophyta; Magnoliopsida; Fabales; Fabaceae
Product: histone-lysine N-methyltransferase EZA1
Exons: 17
Coding region: 287-2887 (866 amino acids)
Biological process (GO): chromatin remodeling
Cellular component (GO): PcG protein complex
Molecular function (GO): histone methyltransferase activity; protein binding
Source: RefSeq, a predicted model, not a curated record